AUGUCAACGCUGGUGAAAAACAAAACAAGACGGGCGGAUGCCAGGAUGGAUGAGCUGGUGCAGGACCUCGUGGAGGCUCUAGAGCAGUCCUCAGAGCAGAGUAAACUGGGAGAACUGUGGCAGGAGAUGGUGCUCAGUCCUCUGCAGCAGCGCAGGCAGGUACGGCGGCGCAGGGCACACCGCCGGCACCGGGACUCCUCCAUGUACCACUACUGGCUCGAGGCCUCCGAGUCCAGCAUGGAUGAAGCCUCCAGAGGCUACAGGAGGAGCCCUGCUGCUGUGGCAAACUGCAGUGACUCGGAUGAGCGCAGUACAAGCGGGCGAUGGCACAGGAUGAGGAGACGUCCUGCCAGAAGCCGGACCGCCUCGUGGCCCCACUACAACUCCUACACUGAGAACACCCCAGCAAGGCCGCUCAGGAGGAAGAGGAAGAUCAAACGAAUGACCUCUGAUGUCAGCUCCCGCACACAGCUCAAGCUGAGGGCUCCUAAUGUGGACCACAGACCGCCGCUAAGGAUGCAUCUGUCUGGAUCGAAGAACAGGUCUAGUGCGUGGCUGAGGACAGAGCAACCGACUGAAGGAGCCCGACUCCUGGGACAGGAGUGCUGGAAGAGGAAGCUCUCACGGGCCACUGAGCACCAGGAUGGAGCAGAGGAGAAGAUGUCAGAUGGAGAAACGAGUAGUACCUGUAGCAGUGAUCCUGGCCUCUUCACCAAUGAUGAAGGCAGACAAGGUGAUGACGAACAAAGUGACUGGUUUGUCGAGACGGACUGUGGAGUGAGAGCAGCCGUAACAAGUCUUCGGUCCAACUGGGACUCUGAAAACCCGCAGUCCCUGAAGGAAGCCAGCCCAUCAGCCACGUUCCUGCACCCAGCACAGCCCUCUCGCAGAGGAUAUUGUUCCCAUCUCACUGGCACCGCUUCCUGCUCCAUCACUAAGCAAAGGAGACGGAUCCCAACCAAGGGAGGCCGAAUACCCAUGUUCGUGAGAAGACUGAGACAUGUAUCUGAAGACCGCUAUCAAAGAGGGCCGAUUAACUACAACCCAAGAAUAGUUUGUACGGAAGACAUGAGACGGAGGAGGAGAAAACCAUCAUCCGUCGUAUCAGGUUGCAGUGUAUCUCAUAAAGACAACCCGUGA
Knipowitschia caucasica is the source of this 1140-nucleotide messenger RNA. Lineage: Eukaryota; Metazoa; Chordata; Actinopteri; Gobiiformes; Gobiidae. The record is from the annotation of a GenBank genome assembly.